AUGAAUUUGGAAGGGGUAGGCGAUGCGGUCAUGUGCCGAGCAUUCCCUGUGACGCUGGCCGGCCCAGCGAUCCGAUGGUUAAACGCCCUCCUACAAGGAUCCGUCACGACCUUCAUGGACAUCUUCCAAAGCUUUCUAGCUCGGUUCACGACACGCAUAGCCAAGGCAAAACACCCGAUCAACUUGCUGGGGGUCACCCAAAAACCUGGAGAGCUGACCAGAAAGUUCUUGGACAGAUUCAACGACGAAUGCUUGGAAAUCGAUGGCCUCACCGACUCAGUUGCCAGUCUCUGCCUGACGAACGGCUUGCUAAACGAGGAUUUUAGAAAGCACCUCACCACCAAGCAUGUCUGGACCAUGCAGGAAAUUCAAAGCGUGGCCAAGGAAUAUAUCAACGAUAAGGAGGCCCCUCAGGCUACUAGAUACAGGGAAGCUCUCAGGGACGGAACCUCGGCAAAGCAACCAAAACAACUCCCACAGGUAGGGAGGUUCACAAACUAUACGCCACUCACGGCGCCGAUAGUGGAAGUAUAUCGGCAGAUCGCGGACAAGGAAAUUCUGUCCAAACCUAGACCAUUGAAAGAGAGAACAGGUGAAAACAAAAGCCUUUACUGUGAUUACCAAAAGGGGUUUGGUCACAAAACCCAGGACUACUUCGAUUUGAAAGACGCUUUAGAGCUGGCCAUCAGGGAAAGGAAGUUGAGUGAGUUCUCCCGACUCAUCCGAGAACCAAGGAGACGAGAGCGAGAACGCUCCGAAGAGGACCGCAGCUGGACUGUCAAACCAAGACAAGAACCUACAGGGAACGUCGACAACCCCCGGUCAACAUCAUGGUCGGGCGUGAUAACCCCCCGAAGUCCAGAUCAGCGGCAAGAAAGGAUAUCUGGGUCCUAUCCAUCUCGACAGGAGGUCCCGCCAUUCCGAACAGAGAAUCUCCCAUGA
Arachis duranensis is the source of this 942-nucleotide messenger RNA. RefSeq lists its product as uncharacterized. Lineage: Eukaryota; Viridiplantae; Streptophyta; Magnoliopsida; Fabales; Fabaceae. The transcript has 2 exons. The record is from RefSeq and is a predicted model, not a curated record. Bases 1 to 942 code for a protein of 313 amino acids.